AUGUCACCAAGAAACCAGUCAAGGGUCACAGAGUUCAUUCUUCUAGGAUUUGGAACUCAUGGAAUUUAUGGAGUCAGCAUUGUCCUUUUCAUCAUAUUUCUAAAUAUUUUUGUGUUUACAAUAGCUGGAAAUGUUCUUAUAAUUCUAUUGGUUUUGCGCAGUAAUCACCUUCAGUCCCCCAUGUACUUUUUCCUGAGUCAACUUUCUUUCGCUGACAUUUUACUCUCAACAACUACUGUUCCCAACAUGCUUGGCGCCAUCUUACUGGGUGGAAAAAUAAUAACUUUACUUGGAUGUUUAACCCAAUUUUAUAUCUUCAGUGGCACAACUAUUACAGAAUGUUUUCUGCUUUCUUUGAUGUCCUAUGAUCGAUAUCUCGCUAUAUGCAACCCCUUGCGCUACACUUCAAUCAUGGACUCCAACAGCCAAGUUUACCUUUCCACCGUUCCAUGGCUGUUAGGAUUUAUGCUCAACCUACUAGGUGUCAUACCUGUAUCUAACUUUCAGUUCUGUGACGGUAACAUCAUCGAUCAUUUCUAUUGUGACCUUUCUCCUCUCCAAAAACUUUCAUGCUCUGACACUUUUCUUGCAGAAUUUAUAAUCUUUGUGUUUUCCAUCCCUAUAUUUAUUUGUCCGUGUGGUUUCAUCAUCGUGACUUAUGUCUAUAUCUGUGUUACAAUAGUCAGGAUCCCUUCCACGACUGGUAGACAGAAAACCUUCUCCACCUGCAGUUCCCAUCUACUUGUCGUGGGCACUUUCUAUGGGACAUUAAUAACUAAAUACAUUAUGCCAUCUACAGGUUAUUCUUUGCUUGUGAAUAAGAUUAUUUCUCUACUUCAUACUGUGUUUACCCCCUUACUUAACCCUAUAAUAUACAGCUUAAGAAAUCAGGAUAUCAAGGUUGCCCUGAAGAAGAUUUCUACACCCCGACCUCCCCCUGGCCUCAACCUGAUGCUGAGGAGAACGGCCCCGCACCACCUUAACAUCCCGACCCCCGUGAAAAACGAUGAACACCCCCCGGGGAACUGCGACGCCUGGAGGAGGAACAGGAGUGCAGACCCUGUCGAGAUCGGCCAGAGGCCCCACUCGCCCUACCCCGAGAACUAA
Molecule: messenger RNA, 1107 nt
Organism: Spea bombifrons (plains spadefoot toad)
Lineage: Eukaryota; Metazoa; Chordata; Amphibia; Anura; Pelobatidae
Product: olfactory receptor 11L1-like
Exons: 2
Coding region: 1-1107 (368 amino acids)
Biological process (GO): G protein-coupled receptor signaling pathway
Cellular component (GO): membrane
Molecular function (GO): G protein-coupled receptor activity; olfactory receptor activity
Source: RefSeq, a predicted model, not a curated record